Molecule: messenger RNA, 6833 nt
Organism: Brassica napus (rape)
Lineage: Eukaryota; Viridiplantae; Streptophyta; Magnoliopsida; Brassicales; Brassicaceae
Product: ankyrin repeat-containing protein BDA1
Exons: 3
Coding region: 2575-4044 (489 amino acids)
Molecular function (GO): protein binding
Source: RefSeq, a predicted model, not a curated record
AAGUGAGCCACCAAGCAAUUCUUGUGUCUUCAAGGUGCAAUCCAUUCAUAAGGGACCAAUCUAAAAUUUAGGAAGCACAAGACAUAUACUACCUGCAGUUGUGGAUGGUCUUUCUUUCCUAGAAACUCCACACAACGAGGGAUAACACCGGAUUUGAUCACUUCAUCUAUUGGAGGACUGCGCUCUGCUCACAAAUCAUUAACAACCAUCAGAUGUCUCUUACACAAGUAUAUCCGUCUGAAAGGGAAAAUGUAUACAUACAUACCAAUUAUUAGUCUAUAGAUAAUAACUUUCUAAACCGAGUAGUGGCUUCUAGCUGAGCUUGAGGAUCAUCAGAAUAAACACCUUGUACCAUCAUUACGAGACCUUGUAACUGCUUAAAACAGGACAUGAACAGCAUCAAACAGCUGUUUCCUCGGGAAGAGAUGUAGUAACAUUCAAUCCAUUAACAAGAUCAGCACAUUGAGUUAUUACAUACUUGGAUGACUCCUUCCAUACAACGAAGAGGUAUGCCAUGCUGUCACCAAAUAUUUAUUUAUUUUAGUUAGACCGUUUGACAUCAUAUUUUUAGGCAACCCAAAUUAUAAAACCGCAUUGACUUUAUCCAUUAACAAGAUUAGCACAUUGAUUUAUUACAUACUUGGAUGAAUCCUUCCAUGUAAGGAAGAGGUAUGCCACGCUGUCACCAAAUAUUUAUUUAUUUUAGUUAGACCGUUUGACAUCAUAUUUUUAGGCAACCCAAAUUAUAAAACUGCACUGUUUUAUGAAAUCGAAUGACAUUAAUAAAAAUAAUUUAACCAAAAUUCACAAAAUAAUAUUUUAAUUAAGUAUAUAAAUAUUUAUAAUAUAAAUUUCACUAUUAAUUAAUUGUUUUUAUUUUUACUCAAACUAGGUAAGGAACCCGCGCGAUAUCCCGUGAAAAAUCUUUUUAUAAAAAUAAUUAUUUCAUAUUUUAUAGUUUCUAUUUUAUAUUACAUUCAAAAAAAAAUCUGUGUCACAACCAUAUAUUAUAUAAUAUUAAGAAUGUAUAUUUGUGUUGUAGUUUCAGAUAAUAAAUAAAAUACAAAUACGUCAAUACAAAAUAAAUAAAUAAAUAAAAUUUCUAUUAGAUUAGGUAAGUUAUUAUGACAUUUCGACUACAAUUUAACUUUUUGAAACUAAUUAAAAUAAACAUAUACAUUUAAAUCUAACAAUUUACUAAACUAAGUAGGACUUGCAAUUGUUCGUUCAGACACAUUUCACUUAAAUAGUUUAAAAAUCCACCUUAAAUCUCUAACAAUAUUUCCUCAUUUAAGUGUAAUUAGAGUUUUAGUUAAUAAAAACACACAUAUAUAAAACUUAUGAAUAAAUGAAAAUGUGCAUAUAAAAGUUAUUUGUUCUUAGAUUACAUUUUGUUAAUAACUAUCUAUUAAUAAAUAAGAUUGUCUAAAUAGGCCUUAAUAUUUUAUCUGAAAACCGAAUGAGACAAAAUGCACCAACACAUGAUAUUAUAGACCAUAAAUAUAAUUUAAAACCCAUAUAAUUAAUUUUGUUGAUAUAUGAUAUUAUAAAAAUAACUAAAUAUCCAAAAACCGAGCUAUCCUAAAAUUUUUAAGAUUCUUAAAAAUGUGUAUAUAAAAUAUCAAGGAAAACAAAUGAAAAGAACUCAUUGAAAACCUAUGCAACUUUUAAAAUGAAUGGUGACAUUUUUAGACAUUUUUGAUAACCUUUUAAAAAUAUAUGAAUUUUUAGAACAAAAAGACAUAUAUUUAGAUGAAAAUAAUAAUUUUAAAAUAUAUGUAAUUUCUUGCAUGAAAGGACAUUAAUAAAAAAUACAUACUCUUAGAUACUUUCACUACCACUUAAAAAUUAUUGCAACUUUUAAGAUGGAAAAACACAUCUUCAAACAUUUUUGAAUUUCUAAUUUAAAUAUAUUAAUGCUUUCAUCUCACAGUAAUAAUCAGUGCUUGAAGAGACACAAACGUCGAAUGGACAUAGGUUAGGUAAACAGCCUCUAACUAAGCAGCUCAUCUCUCCCAUCAGCGAGUAAUUAAGUAGUACAGUUUCGCAUGUUCUUCGGAAUAAUUCGGGCUUUUUUGUUGUUGUUAUGCUUUCUUGUCAAGCACUUUACCAAAGGGCAUGUUAAUAGAAUUUUCAGCUGUGAUAUGUUCUACUAUCAUUGCCACUUUCCCUGUUGAAUCCUUAGUUAUCUCUCUUGGUGUUAAAUGUCUAGAUUUUCAUUUUUUUUUAUCAUUGCAGUACGUACCAGGUAUGAAAACUCAAAAUGUAUAUCCCACUCUCUGUUGGGGUAGAUUUGUAUAUGUUAGGAACUUGAAAUGGGUUCUUCUCCCACUCUGCCCACUCUGAUGUGGAAUCUAACUAAACUUCAAUUUUCGAAAACUCGAUCACUCAUUUAUAAAAGCCAUAUUGAAUCGAUCUAGUUACCAGUAAGCAGAAAGACAUGGGUCAUAAGGACUUUUUUGCCCACAUUAUCAAUGUCCUCCAUGUGGAACAUGGGUGGGCUUUCAUAGGCAAGGGUAGUUGAUUAAAUAUUUUCCAUAGGCAAGGUAGUUGGUUGGAGACUUGCACUUAAGCAUGUGUGGCAGGAACAAGAAAACAAAAACUGUGGAGGCAGAAGAAGAAGCUUGGCUGUUAGUGAUGUCGAUUGUUGUGGAUGUCAACAGAUCAGAUAUCUGUGAGAGUUCAAGUAGGAGAACCCGAGAUGAAAGUGUCUUUGAGAAAUUGAAGAAGGCGGCUCAAGAUGGAGACAUCGAAGAAUUGUAUAAACUGAUAGCUGAGGAACAAAACAUUCUAGACCACUUUGAUGAAGUGCCUUUCUGUGAGACGCCACUACACGUGGCGGCUGAAAACGGGAAAACCCAUUUUGCGAUGGAACUAGUGACUCUUAAGCCGUCGCUUGCAUUGAAGCUAAACGUGUCAGGCUUCACCCCAGUCAAUUUAGCCCUGCAAAACAACCACAUGAGAAUGGUUAGAGGGUUUAUAGCAAUCGACAGAAGCUUAGUCAGAAUCAUGGGAAGAGGGAGGAUUACCCCUUUGCACCAUGUGGCUAGAAUAGGUGAUGCAGAAUUGCUUAGUGAGAUCUUGAUGGCUUGUCCCUUUUCAAUAGAAGAUUUAACAAUAAAGCGUGAGACAGCUGUGCAUAUUGCGGUAAAGAACCACCAGUUUAUGGCGUUCAAGGUUCUGUUUGGAUGGAUCAAGAGAGCGAACAGGGUGGAAAUCUUGGAUUGGAAGGAUGAAGACGGUAACACAGUCUUCCAUAUUGCUGCAGCUAUCAAUCAGACUGAGGUCAUGGCGUUGCUACGUAAAAGCGUUAAAAUAGCAGCCAAGAAUUUGAAUGGCAAAACGGCGAUGGACAUAUUCGAAGCUCACCAGCCUCCUUGUUUCCCUGAAGCAAGAACAAUUCUCCGUAGUGCCAAAGAAAGGCUAUUUAGUUGUUCCACAAUAACUCUUGCAGAAUAUUUGAGCAAAGAUCCUCUAACGUUUCUCGAGAAACGGAACAAUUUCUUAGGGCUGAGCAAUUUAAGCAUAUCUAGAGCCAGACCUCUAACCAGUAGCCAUCGCCGUGAUGCAAUAUAUGUGGUGGUUAUACUUAUAAUAACAACUUCAUUCCAGGCUGGUUUUAGUCCUCCAGGCGGAUUUUGGCAGGAGGACGGCGUGGAUCAUCAUAACGUCUAUCACAAAGCUGGGCAAAUGACUAUGUCUUUCUCCAAUGCCUUAAUUUUUAACGGCUUCAACGGGUUUGCCUUCUUAUCAUCCCUAUACGUGAUCAUGAUCCUCACAAUUGGACUUCCCAUGUGGAAGUUAAUCUAUUGUUCAACGGCGUGUUUAGGUCUCGCUUUGUUAGCAUCAUACGGCACUAUAUUCCCGUAUCCUAACAGCUAUAUAGGGUAUAUCCCAUUGAUCACCUUCGUCUAUGCAUUCCCAUCGAUUAUCACAAUCAUGCUGUUUAGUGUUUUCAUGGCAUUCAUUGUUGACAAACGUGGCCGGAGACUAGUAGACUUCCCGGCGAGCUGCUUCAGCUCAUCUCAUGAGUUGUCGCUAUGAUCAUUAGAGUACGUUGAAAACAUGAUACCAUGCACGAGGAAUAUUAGUUAUGUUUCGAUGUGGGACUAUGAUGUAACUGAAAUAAACUCUUAUGUGUUUUUCAAGCUAGCUAGUGUUAUGAAUUUAAAUUGUCAACUAGUUCGUUCUAAUAACUAGUUUCUCAGCUGAAAUUAAACGCUGUUUAUUUCAUACUCUUUCGUUCAAUUCAUUUUGCUGAUCUUUUUUUCCUUGAUUAUUUGUUGCUUGCUGAGUCUUGUUUUGCUUCUAGAAAAUUGAUUAAUAUUUAGAGAACGUACACAAAAGUGGCAGAUAGACUAGAGGAUAGUUUUCAAGGUUGAGUAUUGAAAACAUGUACAAAUUACCAUGACCAUUACUCUGAGGAAGUCUGGAAGGGUCUAACACAGAAUUUGCUCUCUACACAGUAUACGAAUCAAUGAAAUCGUAUUAUGCAACUCCUUCUGGAACAGGCUCGGGACAGAACUCAGUUAUUCAUAAUGAGAUACGUAACGGUAUCUCACGAAACAAUGUAUGUCAUAUGGUGAAAAAGCAAUUAACCGAAACAUGGUGAAUCGCCCGGCAAAAAUCAUCCAAAUGGUAGACAGACAGGUUCGCAAUCGUCUAUCAUCAGUCCGAGGUAUGUGUGUGCAAACUUAUGAUGAAGGCUGGAGGCAUGGUUAACUGCACGAUAGUAUCAUCAUUCUUUUAAACAAAUUAUUAUGUUAGUAUCAAACACUCGGCACCAAAAAUCAAGCGAUUGCAGACGAUAUAACUAGUAAAUAUGUUCUUCCACAUGUCAACAUAUUUUAUUUUGCUUGUAUUGUAUUAUUUGGUCUACGUACCGGAACUGAUAACAUUCGAGAUUAUCCUCUUUGUAAAAACGUUUUUUUUUAAUUAAAUUAAUUUAAUAUUUUUUUUCAAAAAAGGAUGUACAAUGUUAAAAUUCUUUUAUUUUCUACAAAUUGAACAAGUUAUUUGUUUCGCAGGCUCAAUCAUUCUUCGCAAGAGUGUGCUAUGUUUUUCGUUUUUUUCUUUCUGAAUCGAACAAUUCAUCUUUUGAUUUCCAGAAUCGAGGAACAAUCCACUCAUGACUCAUACCUUUACCUUGAGAACAAAAAUCGAGUAUGAAAAGAGUUGUAAAGAUCUCACAACCAAUCAAAAUCACUAAAACUAUAAAAUCGUGGUUUUCAGGUAAAACUAACAAAAAGGGAUUUUCCUUUCAAAAUUAUUAAUUAUGUUUUCCUGUUAAAAUCACAAAAUAUUUUUUUUCUGCUGAACAUAAAAUCAAUUUUUCCUUCUAAAACCACAAAAUAAAAUUUUAUAAAAAAACUAAAAUUAGAUUUUUCUACGAAAAAUUUUAAAUCAAGUUUUCUCAACAAAACUAAAAGAUUCUAGUUGUUCCAUCAAACUGAAAAAUCAGACUUUUCACCAGCUAGCAAACCAGAAAUCGUCGACGUGUGCUUUUAUUAGUACAAAUUUUUUUAAUCGUCUCUGGUAAGCCACGUAAGCACAUUCUGUGACCUCUAACAGAGUUGCUAUGGCUGCUACUAUAUGCAUUCUAAUUGUGAAUCGAAGAAGAUGAAAUAGAAAGGAGGAUCAGAUCAUAUUUAUAAUUUGGAUCGUUUCUGGUUGUGGGUCUAAUUUAUUUUCAAAAACUGAUUUGGUCCAGAAAUGAUUUUAAAUAGGUGUUUAACAUAUUUUGAAUCUUUUUGUAUAAACCCAUGCAUUAAGAAGAAUUACUGUAGUUUUGACACAUUUCUGCGUAUCAGUUUUGCUACAUUAUCCAAUACUCUUAUGUAGAUACAAAACAUUUUUCUAUUUUUUGGUUCAUUGUAAAGUUAUAUAUGAUAUGAUACUUAUGUGUUUCUAUGGAUAAAAAUAUUUCCUACUAGUUCAAAAUAUUUUUGAACAGUAUUAAAAUAAUGCACUUGCAAAAGAUUUGCUAGAUUCUAGACUUUUAGCAUUGUUGAUGUCAAAAAAAAUAGAGCAUUGUGUCUUCUACAGUUCUACUUAGCUAAAUUUGUAAGGUUGCUUUUUUUUGAUUGAUCAACCAUACUUUUCGACGCAAAAUUCCCUCCUUGCCAGAAUAUUAGUUGGUUUAUAUUUGUGUUUAAAUUUGGCUAAUGAAAGAAAUAAAAACUUAUAUAUGUAAUCAAAAACUGUUAAAGGAAUUAUAAAACUGCAUGUUGAUGCCUUUACUCCGAAAAAUGAAUUUUUUUAUAAUAUUUAUGUUGAUUAUUGCUAUCAUUUUAGGGGUGAGCGAAGCAAUUUGGCAUCAAGUUGUUGCGCCUUUGUCUAAGUGCGAGAAGAACCGAGUGAUUAUUCGAAAUGAACUUGGUCCUGGUAGAAGUCUAGAAUAUCAUUGUCAUUCUAAUGGAAAAGAUCAAGGCGUCCAGUUUUUAAAAUUCAAUGAAGAAAGGAACUUUGAAUUUGUCGAUCAUUUUUUUGGAAAAAAGAAUAAAGUGAAUUGUGUUUUGAGGCAAGGGUUGCGGAUGCAGAAUUCUUCUCGAGACUUUGAAGCAUACCAUACAAGUAAAAAAAAUAUUUGUGGACAGACUCGUGAAUGGAUUGCGAGAACAGAUGGAACAUACUUUCAAAGAAAUCGAAUUAAGCCAGCAGCGUUUGUGUUUCCUUGGAUUAAUAAAAAACCUUAAGAAAAUCUAAUUGAUGUUUCUGAUUAAGACACUCAAAGUCUUUAAUCGUUUCUAAUUUUAAUUAUUGUUGUUCGUUUUGUAAACUUUGUCAUGAUUCUGCUUUCGUGUCGAAUAUUAAGAAAGUAAACAUUGUAUCUA